Messenger RNA from Lathyrus sativus (Indian pea), 4266 nucleotides. NCBI's taxonomy places the organism in Eukaryota, Viridiplantae, Streptophyta, Magnoliopsida, Fabales, Fabaceae. The record is from the annotation of a GenBank genome assembly.
AUGGAGGGAGGAAGUAGUUUUAGGAGUGAUAGCUCAUCAAUUUGGAGGAACAAUGAUGCUGAUGAGAUUUUUUCAAAUUCUUUCCAUCAAGAAGAUGAUGAAGAAGCUCUUAAAUGGGCUGCAAUUCAGAAACUUCCUACGUUCCAACGAAUGAGGAAAGGUUUGCUCACUUCACUUCAAGGGGAAGCGGUUGAGAUUGAUGUUAAGAAACUUGGGUUGCAAGAAAGAAAAGGUUUGCUUGAAAGACUUGUUAAGAUUGAUGAAGAUGACAAUGAGAAGUUUUUGCUCAAACUCAAGGAUCGAAUAGAUAGAGUUGGAAUUGAUCUUCCUACGAUAGAAGUUCGAUUCAAUCACUUGAAUAUUGAAGCGGAAGCUCAUGUAGGAAGCAGAUCUUUGCCUACCCUCACUAACUUCAUGGUUAAUAUAGUUGAGGUACUAUUGAACUCUUUUCAUUUACUACCUCGUAGAAAGCAACAUCUAAAUAUUCUCAAGGAUGUCAGUGGAAUCAUAAAGCCUUCAAGAUUGACAUUGCUUUUAGGCCCUCCAAGUUCUGGAAAAACCACACUCUUGUUGGCCUUGGCUGGAAAACUUGAUCCAAAUUUGAAGUUUUCUGGAAAGGUGACUUAUAAUGGUCAUGAGAUGAAUGAGUUUGCACCUCAAAGAACUUCUGCUUAUGUGGAUCAAAAUGAUCUUCACGUUGGAGAAAUGACUGUUAGAGAAACCUUGGCCUUCUCCGCAAGAGUCCAAGGAGUUGGGUCGCAUUAUGACUUGCUAGCAGAAAUAUCUAGAAAAGAAAAACAUGCAAAUAUAAAGCCUGAUCCAGAUAUUGAUGUGUACAUGAAGGCGGUAGCAAUUGAAGGCCAGAAGACAAAUUUGAUAACAGAUUAUGUCCUAAGGAUUUUGGGACUAGAGAUUUGUGCUGAUACUUUUGUAGGAAAUGCAAUGUUAAGAGGUAUCUCUGGUGGACAAAGGAAACGUGUUACGACCGGGGAAAUGUUGGUUGGACCGAAUAAAGUUCUAUUCAUGGAUGAAAUAUCUACUGGUUUGGAUAGCUCAACAACUUUUCAAAUUGUGAACUCAAUGAAGCAUUACGUCCACAUUAUGAAAGGAACUGCGGUUAUCUCACUCCUGCAGCCACCGCCAGAGACUUAUAAUCUUUUCGACGACAUUAUUCUACUCUCUGAUAGUCACAUUCUAUACCAUGGUCCCCUGGAUCACGUACUUGAAUUUUUCGAGUCACUCGGUUUUAAAUGUCCUAAUAGGAAAGGAGUGGCAGAUUUUUUGCAGGAAGUGACAUCAAAGAAAGAUCAAGAGCAGUACUGGGAACACAAAGAUCAGCCUUAUAGAUUUGUUACAUCGGUAGAGUUUUCUGAGGCGUUUAAAUCAUUUCAUGUUGGCAUAAGACUCGGUGUUGAACUUGGUACUGAAUUUGACAAGUCUAAGAGCCACCCAGCUGCUUUGACAACCAAGAAAUAUGGUGUGGGAAAAAUGGAACUGUUAAAAGCUUGCUUAUCAAGAGAAUAUUUACUUAUGAAGCGCAAUUCAUUCGUCUACAUCUUCAAGCUUUGCCAAACCUUCAUAAUGGCAGUGGUUACGAUGACCAUCUUUCUCCGGACUGAGAUGCAUAGAGAUUCAGUAGCUCAUGGAGGCAUAUAUGUAGGUGCAUUGUUCUUCGCUGUUGUUGUGACCACGUUCAAUGGAAUAGGUGAAAUUUCCAUGGUUGUUUCAAGACUUCCUGUUUUCUUCAAGCAAAGGGGGUACCUCUUUUUCCCUCCAUGGACGUAUGCUCUUCCAGGAUGGAUCCUACAAGUUCCCCUGACUUUUGUGGAAGUAGCAGUUUGGGUAUUCCUCACCUAUUAUGUCAUUGAUUUUGAUCCAAAUGUUGAAAGAUUUUUUAGGCAAUACCUUGUUCUUGUACUAGUACACCAGAUGGCUUCUGGGUUAUUCAGAUUUGUUGCGGCAGUUGGGAGGGAUAUGACAGUGGCUCUAACAUUUGGAUCAUUUACACUUGCCAUCCUUUUUUCUAUGGGUGGUUUUGUCCUAUCAAAAGAUGAUAUAAAGAAAGGAUGGAUAUGGGGAUUUUGGAUAUCACCUCUGAUGUAUGCACAAAAUGCAAUUGUAAAUAAUGAGUUCCUUGGGGAUAACUGGAAACAUGUUCUUCCUAACUCAACAGAGCCGUUGGGAGUUGAAGUUUUGAAAUCUCGCGGAUUCUUUACCGAGUCAUACUGGUACUGGAUAGGUGUUGGUGCUUUGACUGGAUAUACAUUACUUUUCAACAUAGGAUAUAUCCUUGCUCUCACUUUCUUGAAUCCAUUUGGGAAGCAUCAAACUGUUAUACCAGAGGAAUCUCAAAGCAGAAAAAGAACUAAUUUAUUGAAGUACACAAAGGAUACCACGACCACGACAUCAAGUCUUAGUACAAAAAGAGGAAUGGUUCUUCUGAUUGAGCCACAUUCAAUCACCUUCGAUGAAGUAACAUAUUCUGUAGACAUGCCACAGGAAAUGCGAAACCGGGGUGUUGUUGAGGAUAAGUUGGUUCUUUUGAAUGGUGUAAGUGGAGCUUUCAGACCAGGUGUUCUCACUGCUCUGAUGGGUGUGACUGGUGCUGGCAAAACAACUCUGAUGGAUGUGCUCGCUGGUAGAAAAACUGGUGGAUAUAUAAGCGGGGACAUCAGAAUUUCAGGAUAUCCUAAGAAGCAAGAAACCUUUGCAAGAAUUUCUGGAUACUGUGAGCAAAAUGAUAUCCACUCUCCUCAUGUUACUGUCCAUGAAUCUUUGCUCUAUUCAGCGUGGCUUCGUUUGUCCCCGGAGAUCAAUGCUGAAACCAGAAAGAAGUUUAUUGAGGAAGUUAUGGAACUUGUGGAACUAAAACCGCUGCAAAAUGCAUUAGUAGGACUUCCUGGUGUAAGUGGUCUCUCAACGGAGCAGGGCAAAAGGUUGACUAUUGCGGUUGAGUUGGUAGCUAAUCCUUCUAUAAUAUUCAUGGAUGAGCCAACAUCUGGGUUAGAUGCAAGGGCUGCAGCUAUUGUUAUGAGAACAGUUAGGAACACAGUUGACACCGGAAGAACAGUUGUUUGUACCAUCCACCAGCCUAGCAUUGAUAUAUUUGAAUCUUUUGAUGAGCUUUUGCUACUGAAGCAAGGAGGGAAAGAGAUAUAUGUGGGGCCACUUGGACAUCAUUCUUCCAAUUUAAUCAGUUACUUUGAGGAAAUACAAGGGGUUAGCAAGAUUAAUGAUGGUUAUAAUCCAGCAACAUGGAUGUUGGAAGUCACAUCUUCAUCAAAAGAAAUGGAAUUGGAGAUUGAUUUUGCAGAGGUGUACAAAAAUUCAGAACUAUACAGGAGAAACAAAACACUUAUCAAAGAAUUGAGUACUGCAGCUCCUGGUUCGACUGAUCUUUAUUUUCAUUCACAGUACUCGAGAUCAUUUUUUACACAAUGCACGGGUUGCUUAUGGAAACAACAUUUGUCUUAUUGGCGCAAUCCGACAUACACUGCUAUAAGAUUUCUCUUCUCAACCGUGGUAGCUGUUUUUCUUGGAACCGUGUUUUGGAACCUUGGCUCCAAAAUCGAAACAGUUCAAGAUCUUUUUAAUGCCAUGGGGUCCAUGUAUGCCACGGUUCUCCUAGUUGGCAUCAAGAAUGCUAAUGCAGUGCAGCCAGUGGUUGCCAUUGAAAGAACAGUAUUUUAUAGAGAAAGAGCUGCCGGAAUGUACUCAGCUUUUCCAUAUGCUUUUGCUCAGGUUGUAAUUGAGCUUCCAUAUGUUUUUGUACAAGCUGUGAUUUAUGGAUUAAUAGUUUAUGCUAUGAUUGGUUUCGAGUGGUCUGUUGGUAAAGUUUUUUGGUACCUAUUCUUCAUGUAUUUUACCUUCCUCUACUUAACUUUCUAUGGUAUGAUGUGUGUGGCCAUGACCCCAAACAGCGACAUUUCAAUCAUAGUUUCCUCUGCAUUCUAUGCUGUAUGGAAUCUCUUCUCAGGGUUCAUAAUCCCAAGACCAAAAAUUCCAGUGUGGUGGAGAUGGUAUAGUUGGGCAAAUCCAGUGGCUUGGAGUUUGUAUGGAUUAUUGGUAUCACAAUAUGGAGAUGUAAAACAAAACAUUGAAUCAAGUGACGGAGGAGUAACUACAGUGGAAGAGUUUUUGAGAGAUUACUUUGGUUUCAAGCAUGAUUUUCUAGGAGUUGUUGCUGCUGCUAAUAUUGCAUUACCAGUAGCUUUUGCUUUGAUCUUUGCCAUAUCAAUCAAGAUGUUUAAUUUCCAAAAGCGUUAA